This is a messenger RNA of Volvox carteri f. nagariensis, 9591 nucleotides long. RefSeq lists its product as uncharacterized. Bases 1 to 9591 code for a protein of 3196 amino acids. Lineage: Eukaryota; Viridiplantae; Chlorophyta; Chlorophyceae; Chlamydomonadales; Volvocaceae. The transcript has 41 exons. The record is from RefSeq and is a predicted model, not a curated record.
AUGGUGAAGCGGCUUGCGGGUCACCAGGGCGACGGCGUGCCGGCUAAGCGACGUAAAUUUCCAGGCCCGGAAGCAGUCCAGAAAGUUACAUCUCGCUUGAGGAGCAUACUUGAGUCGCUGGUGCAGAACGCGACCCUGACCGAAGACUGUUCCGUGUCAGGGCAGUUACCUACCGGAUGUGGCCGGGAGGCCCUACUUGCCCGAGUUUCCUUACCUGAAUGCAAAGGAUGCGCUUUUCACCUGUGCCAUAGAGCACGCCUGCGUGCGGAUGACAUACGACAGCGGGUCUCUCCUUGGGCAUGGAGGGAUGUCAAGAAUCUCCUUCACAGCCGCUGCGUCCACAGCCUGACAGCGCAGCACAGCAAAGACGGCGAGCGGGUACUGUUACGCGGUUUCCUGCACGUGCCACACGAUGAUGUCGAAAUAUGCAGCUGCAAUGGUACCCCAACGGCCGCCCACGUCUCCCGUGCUGCUGCGGCCGCCAACAACAGGUCGGCCGGUACGACCGGCGGCGGCCGCACACCGGCGAACCCAGAUGGACCAAACAUUGAAACCAGUGGCGGCGCCGCCGCCCUCUCGGCGCACGGUGUCCCGAGUGGGGACGGUGAUGGAGCAGCGCCUGUGGGACUGGCGGCCCCCGGGACGUGUGGUCCUCCGGAGCGCUCCACCCACGUGGUUGAGGUGCUGCUCAGCUGCGGCGAUUGGUCACUGCUGGCUUGCUCAUCGAGUUGCUGCGGAGUGGGUUACGAUCCGCUGCAUUCGCAGUUAUGCCCAGCGGUGGCUGCGGUGCUGUUGGCGGCGCGCGUGGCCGGCGGUGCCGAUGUGCUGUGUGAGCAUGAUCUGAGCGUGCUUGCCGCUGCUGCCCGCAAAGUGAUGCCACAGCAGGCUACAGAGGCGGGAGUAGCAGAGGACUCAGCCAACGGGUCGGGCACCGACGCCACCCCGGGAGCAGCCGCAGGAGCCGCAGGACAGGGCCCUCCUGGCGGAUCUGGCACUGCAGCGGCAAAUGGGCACGAAGGUUUUUGUUCUUGGCCGCCCGAAGAGCUGGGCUUCGGACCCCCGCCCGUUGCCCGCACCUUGGUGUCUCUGUCCGGGGGCGCGCUUGUUUUGGGACCCACUUAUGUGGACCCGCCCGCUCCGCUGGCUCCCUCCGUGCUGCCCGGCGCUGGACUGCCGCUUGGGCUGCAACAAGAGCUCAACAGCCGGAGGCGCACACCCGAAUCCAUUCGGCAGCAUCGGAUUCCCUGCAGCCGGCCGCCCGCUCCUAGCGCUGGUGAGGGUCCCAGCACCAGUACCGCGCGUCCACCGCCGAACCUGGAGCCUCCACCCGUACCGGCGCCACACAUUCCCGCCUUGCCCGCUUCUGAGGCAGGCAGUAGGGUCAACCCGCGUUACCCCGGCGGCUACUCGUCGAGCGCGUUUCCGUCAGCCACCGCUCGGGCGGUGUUCAGCAGCUGGUAUCGGGAGGCAACGGCCAUAGUGGUAACCACCGACAGGUUGGUGCUGGUGCUAGUGGUAACCCACGGACUCCUAAUACCAUCAAGAAGGCUUUUGGCGUGCAAAUUAUGGCCAUGGGGUAGUUCCGCUGCCUCUGGAACUCUGGAAAUUCUGGGUUUGGGUACCCGGUGGCUGUCUCGCUGUGGGGGCCGUUGCUGUCGGAAGCGCGAGCGGCACGGGAGGUAUCGGGAGACCUAUCGCAUGCUGCUGCCCCCCGAGGAGGAGCCCCUGGUGGCGAACGUUGGUGCUGCCGCGGAGGGUGUAGCCGCUGGCGACGUGCGGGGUCAGUCCGCCGGCGGUCGCCACGCCCUAGCGCGGGCCACGGGCGCCAAGCCGGUGCAGCUGCCGCCGCCCAGCUGGUCGUUUGGAGCUGCCGGCGGUGUGGUCAGCCUUGAGCUAUCGGGCAGCGAGUCGGCGGAGAACUUCAUAUCUGCACGCGCGCCGGUCCGAGGUCCCGUGUGGGAGGCGCGAAUGACCUUCCUUACGUCGCAUGCCACCAUCGAGUUGGAUCCGGAGACGCGGCUACAUACCAACAGCAGUGAGGCACCCGAUCCCUGGCCGCAUGUGGUGCUGUCCGCCUUCGACGAGGCCUGCUCCCCCGUUGGGCAGCCGGCCGGGGCUAAUGGCCCCGCAGGGGCCCUCUGUGGUCUGCUGCGGGUCACGUGGCUGUGUCUGCACGUGUGGGAGCUGGACGCAGGACUGGCUAGGAGGGUCAAGCUGGUGCUGCAGGCCAUCUGCAAGCUGCUGCUGGCAGCCGACCUGCCCGCCUACCUGCGGGCCGCCAGCGCCAGGCUGCUGGGGGUCUGGAGGCUAAAACUGGGGGAUGCCGCCGCUCAGGGCCGGCGCACCGGCUACGGCUCCUCCAGCGAUCUGGCGACCUCGGAAGUGCUAACCCGCUUGACCACGGCAUAUAUUCUAGCCCGAGACGGAUGGAGCGCGGCUCAUGUGGUCGCUGCCAUGGGGCUUACGCCCACCCCUGUACACACCUCAGGGCCCCUGUCUGGCCCGGCCACGGUAGCGCCGGCCCUGGUGCCCGGAGGAGGUCGCCUGGGGCGGGAGGUGGGCGCACAGCACGGUGUGCAACCAAGCGAAUACAAGCCGUCUGCGACGGUGCCUGGACGAGGCAAUCCUAUUUGUGCUGGCAAGGCUUCGUCCACCUCUAGGCCGGAGCUUCUGCCCACGUGGCUGGGUUUCAAGCCUGCCAAUCAGGCGGCGGUGCGGCGGUUGCAGCAGCAGCCACAACAGGCGGGCCCGCCUAGUGGCCCUGCUGGCGGUGGCGGAGUCCCCAUGGUGGUGCUGGCGGGGACGGUGGAUCCGUACGCGAGCUCGAUGUCGACAGUGAUGCCGUUUGUGCCGUACGCACCGCCGCCACUGCAGGGCGUUGCGAGCAUCGCGAUACCGGCGAUGCAGGAAGUGGUGGAACGGUUGCAUUGGCUGGGGCACUUCGGGCUGGAUGGCCCAUACGUGUCGCUGGCGGCCGUAUCGGGCGAGUGGUCGAAGGCGAUUAAGAUGCUGUUGCGCAGGGGCGCCAAAUCGGAUGUUGAGCGGGCCUGUCGCCUAGCAGUGGAACGCCUUUCCUCUGCAGCCGCCAAGGCCCAGCAGGCCUGCUUCCUGCUGCAUCAGGUGCUGGGGCCGCCGCAGCAGACUGGGAAACCGCUAAAACACGGAUCAGAAGCUGCUAUCGACACCCCAGGACCUACGGGGACGGCAGCGGUGCUGCAGGCAGCGACAGCAGCAACCGAUGCAGGCGCCGGCGGAGCAGCCGGCGUUGACUCACUGGUGGUAUCCGCUGUGGCACAGCUGCCGCCCACCUUCGUAGCGGGCUGUGCAGGGCGCAUGUUCAUGAGUGCGGUGCGUGCCGCGCUAAGCAUCAAGAUAGUGAACGACGCCACAAGUAAUUCGGUCAGUUCUCCCAACGCAACUUUUGAGAUGAGCUUUCUACGUGCCAACGCGAAUGCACAGAACGAUGCUACCUCACCUGCAGCCGCGCUGCUGGCCGCCAUCGCACCCGCCGUGAGCGGCGGCGGGGGCGGCACUCGGCCGAGUCCGUACACGGCCCUGCUACGCUCCGUGAUCGCCCUGGUGGCUGAAAACCAGGAGCGAGAUUGGCGGGCGGAGGUGGAGUCUUUGCGCGAGCUGGGAAUAAUUGUAUCAGAGCAGGAGCGCACAGAGGGCGGCGGCAACGCCGGUGGCGCUGGUGCAUCCGGUGCCUCAGGCAGCAACACGGAUGCGGAAGGCCGUAGGAUUGACGGCAGACACAGCAAUAGCGGGGCACUAGCAAGACCCGGGCUGGCCGUGGAUGGGGCCUCGGGCGGCGCUCCCGGCGACCUUGCGGCUGCCGCAGGCCGGGGGCCAAUGGAGUACAUGAAUGCGCUUACCGCUGUGAUGCGGCAUAGCGUCAUGGGGGCGGCGAUGGCCCGGCGGGAGGAGCAUUGCGACUGCGACGCAUGUCGCCGGGAGCGCCGGGAACGUCUGGCUCUGCUGGCCAGCGAGAUGCCGCCUGGGACCGUGCAGUACACAAAGCUUCGCUAUGAGGACGUGUGCUUUGUAACGGACCCCGCAAUACUGGCCGCCUUCACCAAGGUGGUUCCGCUCGUCUCGUCGCGCAGCGGCCCCGGUGGUGGGCCGCGGGUACACAGCCUAGCGGUGCAGGUUGUGCGCUCAGUGUUUCGGCCCAUGAUGGCGGUGCUGGCGGACCCCCGGGAGCGGCCGCGCACGCCUGCCGAGUACGUGGCGCUGUUGGGCACAGUGGAGGAGUCCAUGGGCACGCUGUGUGAGGAAAUCAUGCCUGAGCGGGUGCAGCUGCAGGCCAUACUGGAAGGCGUCACCGUGGCCCUGUGCGCGCUGUACAGCUGCCAUCACUCGUCCGGAGCCAACCCCUCGGCGCUGGGCCGGGUAGUGACCGACCUGUUGGGAGCGGGGCAGCUUGCUUUGGCGCGGCAGAUCCGAUUGCACGCCGGAUCUGCCGACUCGCUGGCCCACGCGCUGGAAGUGGCGAUAGCUAGCGGGGAGGACGCCCAGCAGGAGGCGGCGCUGGAGCUGCUGCGUACCGCCGCCACUGAUCCCCCGGCAGAGCAUCGGCUGCCAGCACUGAUGGCCGCGGCCGUUGUGGCAGGGCGUGCGGCGCUUGGCCUGGGCCCGGACGAUCUUCACCUGGGAGGGCACGGCGUCCAUCCUGGUGAGCCGUACCCGGACGAUUCGGACGAGGACGAAAGUGAUGAAUUCACGGAUUACUUCUCUGAUGACGACGAUGACGAUGAAGGCAUGGACGACCUGGACGCCUACGGAGCCUUCAUGCUGGGCUUCCCAUACGGAGGCAUGCUUUACGCGGAUCGUGAGGCUCGUCGCGAUGAGCAGCGGCGGCGGCGGCGUGAGCAGCGGCAGCUGCUGCGCGAGGACCGCCAAGCGCUGCGGGCCAUGCUGCUGGAAGCUGAGAGACAUGCUGAUGCGGCUGAGGAUCGGGAGAACCGGGAUGCCCAUGGCGAGCACGACACCGACUCGGAGGGGUGGGAAGUGUUAGAGGGGGGCCCGGAGGGGGAGCCUGAGGCGGGCACCGCAGUCGGCGGCGAGGGCUGUGCACACGCCGACACCGAUGUGGACACGGAAGAUCUAAUGGAUGGGGUGUGGCGAUGCGAGGACGAGGGCGGCAACUGCGAGGAGUUAACUGGGCCUGCGCCGAUGGACAUGGAUGGCGAGGGGGAGCAGAGGACGGCGGGCGUCAGUGGGGAGAAGGGCUUCACGGGGUCUGCAGGACGCAUGGGUGCGGCCGGGUCAGGUGUGGAGCACGGCAGCGGGGUCAGGUGCAGCGGCGGCGGCGCCGGUGGUGGCAACGGAAGUGGGGGCGAUCGAACGGGCGCUGGGCUCGCAUCAGGAAGCGGCGGCAGCAGUCCUGGUCGAUUGCGGUUCCGUCGCCGACGCCUCGCACAGACAGGAUCGGGCCCCACCGGCACUGGAGCGGGUGCAGGCUCGGGGUCUGAGGUAACUAUUGGCAGGCGUCUGAUGAAGAUCGAGGGGGAACAAAACCUGUUCGCCCUGGCACAGUACAUUCGGGGCCGGGGCAGCAGUGCCCACCUGGUGGCUCCCCUCAUGGCGGGAGCGGUGGUGUGCGUGGAACACCACAUGCGAAGCAUCCCAAGCAAACCCAGUAUGGAGGACUUUGCCAAUGAGAUGGUCACCUGCGCCCCCCUGCGUCAUACCUCCCGAGUGGAGAGCCGCGGAGGGGAGGGGCCCUGCCUCAAGGGCCUCCCGGCGUCGAGCUGGCAGGCCUUCAUCACGGCGCGGGGUUACAGGUACGCCACCGACCGCGACGAGGCGGGCCAGCUGCGGGAGGUGGUGGUGACGAUGGAGAACAACAACCUGCUGGUCCUGACCGCCUGGGUGUGUGCCGCCUUCUCCGGCCCCGCGGACCUACCCGGCCGCCGUCGAGUGCUGGCCGCCAUGGGGCUGGCCGCCUCGCGCCGCUACGGCCUCCCUUUGGCGCAUUUGGGGCUGGCGAUGGCGAGGGCUGGACUGAAGGAGGCCGCAGUGGCGGUGGCCGCCCGGGCGCUGGCCUCGACAGCCGUGGACUACAGCAACUUUACGCAGGCGAGGAGCCAUCCGCAUGGCACUAUGCCGGCAGUAGGGCAGCUGCCCUGGUACGCAGCAUGCCUUAUGGAGCUGACGCCGGUCUUUGUGGAAGUGCUGCAGCAAGUGACGGCACGGGAGCAGCAAAAGCAGAGCAAAGGGGGAGGCGCCAUCAAUAAGGGUUCCGGAGCGGGUACUGCUGAGACAGGGCCAUACCCGCAGGGCGCGGAAGCAGAGGCCGCUGCCGCCGCGGAAGCGGAGGUCGAGGGCCGUGGGGUGGGCGAGUGGCGGCUGCGGCGUCUGGAGCCGUCAGAGGCCCGGUCUGCGGUGGCCAACCUGGCGGUGACGCUGCUGCUGCUGCGCUGCGAGCUGCCCCGUUGCCUGCUGGGUUGCAGCGAGGCAGUCACGGCGGUGAUGGCGCUGCUCAGCAAGGUGGCCACCAGGAAUAACAUAAAGCACGAGCAACUUUUCGAGGGUGGCGGCGCCGGGUCGUCCCUGUACGAGAUGACCAUGGCGGACAACAGCCUGCGUGUCUGGGUGGUUGCAGCCAUGCGGGAGUGCCUGCUGGGGCCGCUCAGGUCGGCGCCACGGGAAGUGCAACAGGCGUUCGUGACGGCGGUGGCGGCCAUGCCGGACAACGAGCUGGACUUCAAGAUGAAAAUCCCUCUUCUGGAGUGGGCACGCGGCGCCCGAGUGCCCGUGUCCACCAUCUUCGACGCCGCCUCGCGUGCCGUCGCCUCCGCCACGCGUAUCUUGGAAAACGAGGCUGCGGAAGAGCGCAGACAGCUGUCCAAUUUCCGGACGGACGUGGCAAUGCUGGCUAGGUCGUUGCGGCCCGUCCAUGUGGCUCUGGUGGGCCCCGGCGCGAGUGGAGUGGGGUUGCUGCAGGGCCCUCCCUCCCACGCGCUGGCCCAAGCGGCCAACCUGGGGCUGCAGAACCAGGUGGAUGCGCUGAUGGUGGUGCGGGAGCUGGAUCUCGUGUGUGCGGCUGCUAACGGCCAGGGAGGCAUCGAUACCUGGAUUGCGGAUAAGUGCUCAUCGCCCAGCUGGGCUACUUUGCACAUAAUUGGCCGUGCAUCCGCGACCAUCUCCUCAGCCGCCACCACCGGCCACCGCUCCUGGGUCUGGCACGUUCUUAAAUGGGUGGGAGAGCGACUGCAGGAGGAAAUGGCCGCCGUCACCGCCGCAGAGGCAGCGGAGCCGCAGACAUCCGUAAACGGCGGCGGGAAGAGCCGGCGGAGCAGCUCCUCCGGUGUGGGUGACGGCAGGGAAACCUCCCCCAUCCAGCCGGGGGCAGGCGCUUCGCAACACGCAGCUGGGGACCCGCGGGUCAUGUUGCGGCAGCUGGUGGAGCGCACGGGGCAGUUCCGGGGCCCGGAGCUGCUUCCGCUGGCGUGCACGCUGCUGAAUGUGGUGGCGCACGAGGGCUCCAACUCGGGCUUUGUGGACUCGGCUCGGCAGCUUCUGGCCCGGGCAGUGCUCCCGGACGCGGGUCGGGCCAGCAGCCUGGCUGGCAAUGACGCGUGGCGCAGCGCGGAAUACCGAGCGGGGUUAAGGCGCGUUCUGGAACGAUGGAUGGCUGAGCGGGUUGCUGCUCCGGCUUCAUCGCCAACCGAGCACCAGCAACAGCCAAUGGCGAGUGGCCGACCGCGGCGCGCAGCUGUGAUCAAGAGCAUGGCCGCCGGCUCCUUGGCGGUCACAGACGACCUGGCGGAACGGGUGGCGUUCACGCUGGUUCUGUCCGAGGGCUCAGUGGCCGCCCUUCGCACAGCCAGCCUUGUUAUGGACUUGACCCGCUCGGCAGGCGCAGCACCUGGAGCGCCUUCGCCCACAGCUUCUCCAACCGCGCGUGGCUCUGCCUCUGGGCGGGCGUCCGGCGGCAUUGGAGGUGUCGCUGCCGCAACCUCCGCCUUCGCGGCGGGGGCCGACCAGUUAUCCCCACGACGCCUGGAGCUGCUGUUGCCGGUACAGCAUGCGAUGAAUGGUGGAGGUAGCGUAGCGUUGGAGCUCGGAGGAGGCCCUGGAGGGCGGUCAUUGGGGUUGCAGCGAGUUACGCUGGAUUGGGAAGACCGGGGACAGCGGCCAGCAGCCACGAUGCCGGCCUCAAUGGGCUGGACGAUGGAGCCGCUGUCCCUGCACGUUGCGCUGCGGCUGUUGCUGGGGGUGGGUGCGAUUGACCUCCCUGUGGACGACCCGAAGGCCGCGGCAAUCAUGCGUUUCCUGCAGGUGCAAGCUGCGCCACCCGCGGAGGCGCUGUCCACUGCAUUAAUGCCCCUAGGCUUCACCAACCCCCCGCCAGGGCCGCCGACUGGCAGCCCGGCCGGCAGCACCGUAACCUGGGCCUCCGCUACGUGCGUGAGCCGCAGCUACAGUCCCCGCUACUCCGUGACAGUGUGGCGGUUGGUGCUACAGCUGAUGCGUCGUGACCCGGGUCUGAUGGCGGUAUUCAGGGGGGCCUCCAGGGAUUUAGAUGACGUACACCUGGCCAUGCAGGUGGGCACCCGCGCUCUGGCCCCGGGUACCUCGUCCUCCCACAGCCUCACCUGGCAACGCCGUAUGGACGCACCUGCUGUGGUGGCCCUGGGAUCCCUACGGCAGCCGCAUGUGCGAUGUGCGGUGACCAUGCUGCGGGUGUGGGUGGGCUCCCGCUGGCUGCUCGGGACCUGCUGUCCGCCGCCGCCGCACCCUCUCGAGGAGGAGCUGCACCGCGGCGGAGGCGAUGCAAACAUUCCCCUCGAGGAGAAGGAACCGGCGGUGGCCCUGUUGGUGGACGACAUAAUACGCAUCAACAAGCUGAGUCUCGACCUGGCCAUGGACUGUAUCCGGGAGAACGCCACAAAGUACCCCCCGCCCACCGUGCAGCAGCUAGCGCAGGGCAAGCCGCAGGCUCACAGCCAGCAAGCCCAGCAGCAGCUAGGCCAGAGCCAGGUAUUCGCCCAGGUCUCCGCGCCGCUGUCCAGCUUGGAGGCCGCGCUUAUGGCGGGGCUGGGCGGCCAGAUGUCGCAGCUUCCCGGAGCCACACUGACGGGAACCACGGGCGGCGCUGCCGGGACCAGUGCCGGAGGACAGGGACAGGGGCAGGGGCAGCGAGCGGCCUGGACGUAUCAGGGCUCCGCGCUGCUGAGCGGGGAGGAGGUGGGGCGGCUGAACCGCUUAGAGGGCUUCGUGGCGGCGCUUGGGGAGCACGUCCGCGCGGACCCGAUGGCCAAAAAGGUGCUGUCAGUGCUGCAGCCCCGCCUGCCCCAGCUCAACGACAAGCUGCUCCGCUUCCUGCACAAGAACCGCAUCCAGGGUGGCGCCACCCGCGAGGCGCUUGCCCACAAGCUCCAACGUGACUUCAACGUGGCGGAACUGGAUUCCAUGCGGGCACAGCAUCUGCCCUGGACCCCUACACCUGCUGGUACUAAGGCCAUGAAGGCUUCGGAGCUAGCGGAGUGGAUUGCAGAGCAUCAGACGGAGUAUCUGGAGCAGCAAGGAGUGGCCGCGCCGCACAGGCGAAGGAUGGGCGACUUCCCCCACCCCUUCUUCUGA